UCCGCUUUGUCUUCGGUAACAUUAGCUAGUUUGUUUUGCGUGUAACUGACUGUUACCGAAAAUACCGUUUGUUUCCGAGUAAUAUCGUUUUAAUACUUAAAGUAAUUGAGUUUAAUAACGUAUAAUACUCUUUAUUUUAUGAGAUUUACAGAAAAAUCUAGUUUUAAUGACACUAUAGUUGGUACUAAACUGGUUAGCUUCGGCGACUAGCUAACAGCUAGCUCCUUUUUUGCCGCAUCUAAGCGCCAUGGCGGGGAAUCAGCAGCAGCAGCAGCAGCAGGCCGUGAGCAAACCUCCUUCAGGGAAACACGGCAAUGUUUUACCUCUAUGGGGCAACGAGAAAACAAUGAAUCUAAACCCUAUGAUUCUUACAAAUGUGUUAUCGUCUCCGUAUUUCAAGGUUCAGUUGUAUGAGCUGAAGACCUACCAUGAGGUCGUGGACGAAAUCUACUUCAAGGUAACCCAUGCAGAGCCCUGGGAGAAAGGCAGCAGGAAGACUGCAGGGCAGACUGGAAUGUGCGGAGGGGUGCGAGGAGUAGGCACGGGUGGUAUUGUCUCCACAGCUUUUUGCCUUCUGUAUAAGCUGUUCACGCUGAAACUAACUCGCAAACAAGUGAUGGGUCUCAUUACACACACAGACUCCCCGUACAUCCGAGCACUUGGCUUCAUGUAUAUACGAUACACACAACCCCCUGCAGACCUGAUUGAGUGGUUUGAGCCCUUCCUAGAUGAUGAGGAGGAGCUGGACGUGAAGGCCGGCGGUGGGUGCGUGAUGACAGUUGGUGAGAUGCUUCGCUCCUUCCUCACAAAACUUGAGUGGUUCUCCACACUGUUUCCACGUAUCCCAGUGCCUGUGCAGAAAGCCAUCGACACACAGAUGAAAAACCGACCACGCAAACCACCACAAAAAGAAGGCAAAGAGGAUGAGGAGGAUGGAGACUGGCACCGCUCAAGGUCCCCAAGGAGAACACCGAGUCCUCGGAGAUCCCCAAACCGUUCCCGGAGCCGCAGUCGCCACCGAGAACGGCAUGGAGCCAGCUUCGACCGUGAGCUUGAGAGAGAGCGGGACCGACAGCGAAAAGAUAAAGACAGGGAACGGGACAAAGGCGACCGAGACAGGUGUGCAGACAGGGACAGAGAUCGAGAGAGGGAUCGUCGGCAUUCCCAAACCCCAGAUCGGGCCACGGAGAAGCGAAGAAGUCGCGAGCAGAGGAACGAGCGUAAAGAGCGGGAUGGCGAGAGUGAAAGAGAACGGAGCCGUCGGAAGGAGCGGGAUCACAAAGAGCGCUCAAGUGGCACAGAGCGAGAAAGGGGGCGCUCAAAAGAUAAGCGAGCCAAAGGAGACGAUGAUGCAUGGCGUCACAAGGAUGAGCGAGAGGAGAGGAAGCACAGGGAGGAACGUAAGAGCAAGCGGUCAAGCCAGAGUCGGAGUAGAGAGAGGAGGCACAAAGGUGAACGUUCGAGUAGAAAAUGUUCGCGGUCACGCUCCAGGAGCCGUCAGGAACCAGAGGAGAAGAGCAGGAGGCAUGAGUGCAGCCACAGCAAAGAGCAUAUGCACAAACACAGUCGCAGCCGAGAACGCAGUCACCGCAGAGAAGCAAGCAACGGGAAAAACCAUAUGAGAAUGGACACUGAAGGGACUCCAUGAGUUUACUUUCUCCCUCACUUGUCUUUUCUGUCUUCUCUUGGGACUUUGCCAUGCACCAUUGCCAUUGUCCUACUAAGUCAAUUGAUGUAGAUCUCAUGCAACUUUUUCUGUUCCAUCAUACUUAAACCUAGAAUGGACAUAACAAAAUAAUGCUUACCUUUUUAAAUAUUUCUUUUGUUUUGAAGAAACUCUGUAUAUAUAAUUUCGGAGAAUAUUUUAAAUCAUACAGAUGAACAUGUGCUGAGUGAAACUGGCAGCAUAAACCUGCUGAAAUUGUGCUGUGUUGCAUCUUAUUUCUUAAUAAAAAUCUUGUAUGAAAAGAGAA
Tachysurus vachellii is the source of this 1973-nucleotide messenger RNA. It is a transcript of the gene prpf38b, whose product is annotated as pre-mRNA processing factor 38B. The transcript is spliced from 6 exons. Bases 248 to 1648 code for a protein of 466 amino acids. Lineage: Eukaryota; Metazoa; Chordata; Actinopteri; Siluriformes; Bagridae. The record is from RefSeq and is a predicted model, not a curated record. Gene Ontology annotation, cellular component: precatalytic spliceosome.